AUGGAAGGUGGUUCAUCAAUUAUGAAGCGUAUUGCUGGUCGAGAUCACUCUCAAGUCCUAGUUGAUGCUCAAAGUAAUCCGGUUAACGUUGAUAAGCGUUCAUUAACAACAAUUAUUGAUGCGCAAUCUGGUCUAUUGGAUCACCCUGUUAAAAGUACUAUGAUACAAAAAGAAGAUAAUCAAACUAAUAAAGAUUCAAGUUUAAUCGGUACAGUUACAUCUCUUUUAAAACCUUUAUCAGGAAAUAGCGAUGUACCACCAACAUUAACAUCAGUCAAUGGAUAUCGUCUUGGUGAUGCUACACAUUGUCUUAAUAUAAAUGGUUAUCCUGUUGUAUCAGAUGGUAUAUUAUUUGAAAAACAACAAACAUUUAAUCGAUCAAAAAUUGUUGAACGUGCAGUACAUGCAUGUGGUAGUGGAGCAUUUGGUUAUUUUGAAGUUACACAUGAUGUAUCAUCAUUAUGUAAAGCUGAUUUUCUAUCAAAAGUUGGUAAAAUAACUCCAGUUAUGAUACGUUUUUCAACAACUACAUAUGGACGAGAAUUUCCUGAUUCAGCUCGAAAUCCACGUGGUAUUGCUAUGAAAUUCUAUACAGAUGAAGGCAAUUAUGAUAUAUUAUCAAUAAAUUUUCCUGUUUUUUUUGUACGUGAUCCAACACAAGGUCCUGAUGUUAUUCGAUCUCAACAACGUAAUCCAAAUAAUUUUCGUGUUAAUUGGGAUGCAACAUUAGAUUUUAUGUCUCUUGUACCUGAAGGUAUGUUAGGUAAUACAUGGUAUUGGUCUGAUCAUGGUACACCUGUUGGUUGGCGACAUAUGGAUGCUUUUCCAAUUCAUACAUUUAAAUGGGUUAAUUCACAAAAUGAACAUGUUUAUAUACGUUAUAAAUUUAGUACAACACAAGGCGUAAAAAAUUUUACUGAUGCUGAAGCAAUACGUAUGUGUGGUGAAGAUCCUGAUUAUGCUAAACGUGAUCUUUGGCAACAUUUGGAUAAUGGUGGCACACAUGAAUUUAAAUGUCAAAUACAAAUGAUGGAUGAAAAUGACAUUAAAAAAAUAACUGAUUUUGAUCCAUUUGAUGCAACGAAAAUUUGGCCAGAAGACCGAUAUCCAUUAAUUGAAUUUGGACGUUUAGUUUUAGAUAGAAAUCCAGAAAAUUAUCAUCGUGAUGUUGAACAAGUUGCAUUUUCACCUGGUAGUUUAGUACCUGGUAUUGAACCAUCACCAGAUGCACUUUUACAAUUUCGUAUGUUUCUCUAUCGAGAUGCACAAUUAUAUCGUUUAGGUGUAAAUUUUCAUCAAAUUCCAGUUAAUUGUCCAUUUAUGACACGUCAACAUCAUCCAUCCGUUCGUGAUGGACGUUUAAGAUGUGAUGCAAAUGGUGGUGUAGAACCAAAUUAUUAUCCAAAUUCAUUUUCUCAUCCACCACAUGCUCGUCCGGAUUUAACAUGUAAUGAAAAACCUGUACCUUUACAAGGACAUUUAGCUCGAAAAUCACAUUCACGUCAUGAAAACCAACUUCCACCUGAUGCGGAAUAUGCUCAAGCACGUCAAUUUUAUUUACAUGGUUUAAAUCAUGCACAACGAGCUAAUCUCUAUCAUAAUAUCGCAAAAAUAUUUCCAGCUGUAUCAAGACUCGAUAUCAAACUUCGUUUUCUUGUAGCUUGUUAUAAAGUUCAUCCAGAUUAUGUUCGUGGAAUUUUAGCAUUAUAUAAUGAAAUAUCUUUUCAACAAGUUGAACAAGCUGCAAUGAAACUUCAGGAGAAACAUACGGUCGAUCGUACUAAUGGUUAUGAACCGUAUGAUUUAUCAUAA
Molecule: messenger RNA, 1812 nt
Organism: Adineta steineri
Lineage: Eukaryota; Metazoa; Rotifera; Eurotatoria; Adinetida; Adinetidae
Source: the annotation of a GenBank genome assembly